Messenger RNA from Hyaloscypha bicolor E, 918 nucleotides. RefSeq lists its product as uncharacterized. Lineage: Eukaryota; Fungi; Ascomycota; Leotiomycetes; Helotiales; Hyaloscyphaceae. The record is from RefSeq and is a predicted model, not a curated record. The coding region runs from base 91 to 834 and encodes 247 amino acids. The transcript is spliced from 2 exons.
UCAUCAUCUGAGAAUCGACAGCCUUGAGGACAGUCUCAAGUAUCACGACAGUUCGCCCAACAAUCCGUCCAUCCACUCAACAUCACCAAAAUGCAUCCCACCACGACAUUCCUCCUCCUCUCCCUCCUUUCCCUCACCGUCUCUCAAAAUCCCCAAGCAGCAGACGGGCCAAUCGUACCAUUCACAUCCGUGCUUCCAGCAUGUGCCUCCAACUGCGGCCCUCUUUACGACGUCCAAGGCAAAUGCGCUCCUCCCAACAUCCCAGCCGUUAACCCAAACUGUUUCUGUACGGAUACACGACUUACCCCCUUCGAUAACGCCGGUACAAGCGGUGUCUCUGCGGUUUGUGUUGGGAUUGGAUCUUGCACAGCAGCGUCGGAUCUACAGGCGAUUAAGACGUGGUAUGAUAGCUAUUGUGCUGGGAAUAAAGGGAACACCGGUUCCACGACUGGGGGCACAUCUUCGCCGACAUCUACAAAUGCGAGCAGCCCGAAGAGUGCUGGAAGUCAAUGGCUCGACUCACAUUACAAAUGGGUCAUCGCGCUGGUGGUCAUUGUCGUAGCUAUUGUCGGUGGCUGGAUUGCAGCCUGCUUGCUAAGACGCAGAUACAUCCGCAAAAAGGAAAAGGAAAUCGAGAUGCGGCCACCGGUUGCGUGGGGACCGCAUCAAUUGCAACAUGCGACUGGGGGCUACAACUACGGUGAUGGAGUCGUUGAUACCAGCAGAGGCGGGAAGAGCCAUGCUAGCUCAUAUAACAAAGAGGCUGCUGUGGUAGCAACACCCGCGAAUGGGAAGAGAGAAAGCAAAGGCUGGUCAUCGAAGAGCAGAAAUUGAUACCUGUGUACGUUUUACAUGGGCGGGAAAUGGCUGGAGUUAAUGAUAUAGGUGUUAAAAAUAGGUGAUUUGGGACACACCCGC